Venustampulla echinocandica is the source of this 2886-nucleotide messenger RNA. RefSeq lists its product as uncharacterized. The record is from RefSeq and is a predicted model, not a curated record. Bases 1 to 2886 code for a protein of 961 amino acids. The transcript is spliced from 4 exons. Lineage: Eukaryota; Fungi; Ascomycota; Leotiomycetes; Helotiales; Pleuroascaceae.
AUGGCCGACACUGCAACACAGCCGGCCAGUCAGGUUGGCUCGCCGAAGAAUUCAAAGAAGAAGGGUUCAAAGGCCCAAGAACAAGCACCAAGUCAGCUUGGUGAGACGGAUAGCCGGGCCGCUGAGACCGUUGACGAUACUCAGAAGGAAGAGUACGACGACCAAGCUGACAGCGGAGUCGAUGGACUUGCCACUGGUGACGAACGGGGAAGUGAGGAGGAGAAGCAAGAAAGAAACGAAGGAAGCGAAGAGGGCACUGAAGCUAUUGUAGCUGGUAGUGUCAAUCAAGAUGGGGAUGUAGUUGAUGAUGAAGGAAAUGUCAUCGGCCACGUGAAGGGUCAAAAUGCAUCCCAACUCGAGGGCAGCAUGGUUGACCAGGAAGGAGACAUUGUCGACAGUGAAGGAAACGUGGUAGGUCGCGUCGGUGACUUGGAAGAAGUUGGUUCAAAGGCACGGUCGGAACCUGUCGAAGGUAUCGAGAAGCCCGGGCUCGCAGGGCCUUUCGGUGUUCAAGAUAACGGUGAUAUCACCAAUGCUACUGGCAACGUCAUCGGGAAGCUCGCGGAAGGAGAACCUCAAGAUCUUGUCGGAGCCUCAAUCAAGGAGAUCGACGACGAAGGGAAUCUGAAAGCCAAAAGCGGCAGCGUCAUUGGCAAAGCAGAGCUGAGUCCCCAACUGCUUGAAAAGGAUGGAUCAAAAGCCGGAACCUCAAAGACCGAAGUAUCCGAUUCACAACAGCCAGAGACAUCAGAAGAGAAGCCCGACUUGUCGAUACUUAAAGACAAGAAAGUCAACAAACUCGGAAAGAUUGUCGAUGAGAAUGGCAAUCCAUUUGGCACCCUUGUUGAGGGCGAAGCAAAGAAAUUAGCUGGCAAGAAGGUGGAUGCGGAAGGCAAAAUCUGGGACGAUGCCGGGAAGGUCCUAGGGCGCGCUGAACUGCUCCCGGAAUCUGAACGAGAAGCCGAACCACUAGCUCCAUUCGAAGAUUUUCCAGACAGCAUCAUUGAUAGCAAAGGCAAUGUUAUCUUCGAGGGAAAGAUUGUCGGAAAGCUUGCCGAAGGCGAUGCCAAGAAAUUAGAGGGCAAGAAAAUUGACGCAGAUGGUGAUAUUCUGGAUAAGAAUGGGAAUGUUCUGGGCAAAGCUGAAAGAUACCAGGAGGAAGAAGAGAUCCCUGAAGCCCCUGAAGCCAAAGAUGUUUCCAUUUUAGAAGGCAAGAAAGUCAACAAGGCUGGCAAUGUCGUCGACGAUAAUGGCAAGCUCUUCGGCCGUAUCGCCGAUGGCGAGGUACCCAAACUAAUAGGGAAAAAGGUGGACGCUGAGGGGAAGAUCUGGAACGAUUCUGGCAAGGUUAUCGGCACUGCUGAGCUCAUCCCAAUGGACGAAAGGGAGGAAGAUUCAGGAGCACCAUUCGAGGACUUUCCUGAUACUGUCAUCGAUAGCAAAGGGAACGUUACCUUCGAAGGACAGAUUGUUGGCAAAUUGAUCGAGGGUGAUGCGAAGAAACUUGCGGGAAAGAAGGUUGACAAGGACGGGGAAAUUGUCGACAAGAUCGGGAACGUACUUGGUAAAGCCGAGAGAUGGGAGGAACCAGACAAACCUGAGCCUGAAGCUGUCGAUCUUUCUGCUUUGGCCGGGAAGAGAGUUAAUAAGGUUGGCAACGUAGUCGAUUCCCACGGCCAAAUUUAUGGACGACUUGCCGAGGGAGACCCAAAGAAGCUUGCUGGCAAGAUGUGUGAUAAGGACGGAAAUGUGUGGAAUGAUGGUGGAACCAUUGUCGGCCGAGCCGAGCUGGUUCCAGAAAGCGAGAGGGAAGGAGAGAAAGAAGGGCCAUUCGCAGGAUUCAACUCGCCCACCGUGACCAAGGAUGGAAAGGUUGCGGAUUCUAAAGGGGAUAUUAUUGGAAGACUCACCGAGGGCGAUGCUAAGAAACUUUAUGGAAAGGAAGUCGAUGCUGAUGGGGAUGUAUUGGACAAGAAUGGCAACACUCUAGGUAAAACCGAGAGAUGGGAGGAGGAAGUGAAAGAGAAAUCCAAAAACCCUGUCGCAGGACGAAAGAUCAAUCGCGAUGGCAACGUUCUCGACGAUGAUGGCGAUGUCAUUGGGAAAUUGGUGGAAGGCGACAUUGGCAAAUGUAUCGGAAAAGAGAUCGAUGACGAUGGUGAUAUCGUCAACUCGAAGGGACAAAGCCUUGGCCAUAUUAGCCUCCUUGAAGACAUCCCACUCGAACCAGUGCAAGAGCAAGAGGAUCCCGAGGAGGUCGAAAAAAAGAAACAGCUUGAACAAGACAAGAAGCUGGCUAACCAGAUGGCCGGCUGUGUCCAACAAUCUAUCGACAAAAUCAAGCCCAUCUUGAAAAUGAUCACAGAUGCUAUAGACGCUGCAGAGCGGCAGCCAAAGGAAGAGCUCGAUGAGCAGAAACUAGUGGAUACUGUCAAACCGCUACUCGAAGAAGGAGGCCAAAUCCUCCAAGAGGCUAACGGAGUCAUUCGUGGAUUGGACCCUGAUGGCAGAAUACAAGCGAAUGCAAAGAGCAAGACCGCUUCUCGAGAGGCAACACCCGAGGAACACAGGCUUGCGGAAGUGCUGAAAGAGUUGACAGAAAACGUCACCAAGACAAUCGAUCAGGCGAAGAAAAAAAUUGCAGGCAUGCCACAUGCUAAGAAGGAAUUGAACCCGCUAUGGGGCCUGCUAGCAGAACCUCUUGGUCAGAUUCUUGCCGCCGUCGGAUUGCUGUUGAGUGGAGUACUCGGCUUGGUGGGUAGACUGCUCAGCGGAUUAGGUUUGGGUGGCCUCUUGGACAACCUCUUGGGCGGACUUGGUAUCAAGGGAAUCCUGAAAGGUCUCGGACUCGGCAUGGUUACCGACUCAUUGACCGGGAAAAAGUAG